Messenger RNA from Sesamum indicum (sesame), 1192 nucleotides. RefSeq names its product calcium uniporter (DUF607). Gene Ontology annotation, molecular function: calcium channel activity; uniporter activity. The record is from RefSeq and is a predicted model, not a curated record. NCBI's taxonomy places the organism in Eukaryota, Viridiplantae, Streptophyta, Magnoliopsida, Lamiales, Pedaliaceae. Gene Ontology annotation, biological process: calcium import into the mitochondrion; mitochondrial calcium ion homeostasis. Gene Ontology annotation, cellular component: uniplex complex.
CCAAUCUUGGAGCAGUAUAUAUACCCCCUGUUUACACCACCGCUCCACCGCCGGAGAUUAUCUCUCUGUCUCUCAACAAUCUACCUCUACCCGACAUCAAAUGUCGCUUCGGAGAACACUUUCCAAGCGCCUCUUGGGCGGCGCCACCAGUCCAGACUUUUCAUCUCAAAUCACCACCACACUUGAACAGACGCCCACUCCGCCGCCGUCUAAGGCGCCGGCAAGAUCUCAAUUCUACCGCGACUUCCGUGCCUCGUCCGACUUCUUCCGCCGGUUCCUCCAGCGCCGCGCCAUCAACAACCACUCCUCCCCCAACUCCUUAUCCUCCUUCCUCACACUCCCCGUCGGCGAAAAGCUGAGAGAGAAGCUCAAAUCACUAAACACUUCCGAUGAUCAUCACCUCCGCCUUCCGCCUCCGCCGUCCGCAAGGUUUGGCGUGAGCGUGGCGGAUGCUAAAAGGGUCCUGAAGUUUGCGCAACUGGAGAAGAUCAGAGAAAAGGUGAGGAACAUUCCGGCGAGCACGAUUCAGCACGGCGAGUUUGUACGGAUCUGCAGCGACGUUUGCGGGAAUAGAGAAGCAGGUUUGGAGUCCGCCAAGGCGUUGGAUGAAUCAGGGGACGUCAUCGUUUUGGGUGGCGUCGUUUUCCUCCGUCCAGAUCAGGUGGCAAAAUCAAUGGAGAGAAUGAUUUCAGAAUCCAUAGGCCUGCCCAACGACCCAAGAAUAGAAGAGCUGGGCCGACUCGAAAACCAAAAGGCCCAGAUUGACCAAAAAGCCCAAACCCUCGUUCGUGGGGAGCUCUAUUGUGGGCUGGGCUUUUUGGCAGUCCAAACGUUGGGCUUUAUGAGAUUAACUUUCUGGGAGCUGAGCUGGGACGUGAUGGAGCCCAUUUGCUUCUUUGUCACCUCAUUUCACUUUGCAUUAGCCUAUGUUUUCUUCUUGAGGACUUCAACAGAACCCUCAUUUGAAGGCUACUUCCACCGCAGGUUCAAAGUCAAGCAAAAGAAGCUUAUGGCACUUCAUAAUUUUGAUAUUGAGAGGUAUAAUCACCUGUCUCAAGCUUUCUAUCCUAAGUAUUAGGCAAAAGUGUCGAGAUUCGUGUAAGACGGGCACAUUUUUUAGGUCUCUAACGAUGAGUUGUAUAGCUUCUGCUUAAGAUGCGAAACUUUUGCAUGUAAAUAUUGAAAUGAGUUU